UACACUCUAGCCUCAUUUGUACUGUUAAAUUUACUGUCAUUGUUUAAAAUAUAAGUCUUUAAAUAAACAUCACAUAAAAUUUAUGAAAAUUACUUUAAUAAUAUGGAUUUGAAAGGGAAAGUCGCGUUAAUCACAGGUUCGUCUUCUGGUAUCGGCGCCGCAAUAGCCGUAAAGUUGUGGUCUUUGGGCGCAAAUGUAGUCAUCACUGGAAGGGAUGACAAACGCAUCCAACAAGUGGUCAACAAAUGCCACAAACGAAACAAUCAAAGAGCGCUCGGAGUGAGGGCUGACUUAUUGGUGGACAAAGGCAUCGAGGAAUUGGUGGCGAAGACUAUCGCAGAAUUGGGCAAAAUUGAUAUUCUUGUCAAUAACGCGGGCGUCGGCCCGGCUAUAGGUUUGAGAGACACAACAUCUAUGUUGGCAUACGAUAGGCUCACCAACUGUUAUAUGAGAUGUGUUCAAGUGUUGACACAAUUAGUUGUCCCAUAUUUGGAGAUAACUAAAGGCAAUAUUGUUAACAUAUCGGGCGUUUCCGGAGUGAAAGCAUGCGAUUUGUUGUCGGCCGGCGAGACGUACUGUCGGCUCACUUAUCAUUUGGGACGCAUCGGAGAAUCCGAAGACGUGGCCGAAGCGGUCGCCUACUUGUGCUCACCCGCGGCCUCAUUCAUAACGGGUGCCAUUUUGCCCGUCGAUGGCGGCAGCUUUUUGUCGCCCGACAAUAUACGCUUGUUUAGCAGUUUAAUCAAAAAACAAUAA
Molecule: messenger RNA, 756 nt
Organism: Medioppia subpectinata
Lineage: Eukaryota; Metazoa; Arthropoda; Arachnida; Sarcoptiformes; Oppiidae
Source: the annotation of a GenBank genome assembly